This is a messenger RNA of Hyla sarda, 4248 nucleotides long. RefSeq names its product ADP ribosylation factor like GTPase 4A (gene ARL4A). Bases 205 to 807 code for a protein of 200 amino acids. Gene Ontology annotation, cellular component: cytoplasm. Gene Ontology annotation, biological process: intracellular protein transport; vesicle-mediated transport. Lineage: Eukaryota; Metazoa; Chordata; Amphibia; Anura; Hylidae. The transcript is spliced from 2 exons. The record is from RefSeq and is a predicted model, not a curated record. Gene Ontology annotation, molecular function: GTPase activity; GTP binding.
UGGGCUGAGGGAGGGGGCGUGGUUUUGUGCUCAGUCACUCGGCUGGUAAUGUGCAGCCUCUAGUCUGUGCGGUGCGGCUGCCGGGGACACCGGGGGAUGUGCGGCUUGUGUGAACAUUGCGGUACCGCCAGCGCCUCUGCAGUACAGGCAGUUUGCUGAAGUAGAAUCAGAAUUCAUGAACCCGGAUUUAUAAUCUUCUACAAAAUGGGGAACGGCCUUUCCGAGCAGACUCCUAUCCUGUCGGGGAUCUCUCCAUUUCAGGCGCUGCACAUCGUCAUCUUGGGCCUGGACUGCGCCGGGAAGACGACCGUGUUGUAUCGGUUACAGUUUAAUGAAUUUGUCAAUACCGUCCCCACCAAAGGGUUUAACACGGAGAAAAUUAAGGUGCCACUAGGGAAUUCCAAAUCGGUCACCAUUCACUUUUGGGAUGUUGGAGGCCAGGAGAAGCUGAGGCCACUCUGGAAGUCUUAUACCCGUUGCACGGAUGGGAUUGUAUUUGUGGUGGACUCUGUGGAUGCCGAGCGCAUGGAGGAAGCCAAGACGGAACUUUACAAAAUUACCAAACACUCUGAGAACCAAGGAGUCCCGGUUCUUGUGGUGGCCAACAAGCAGGACCUGAGGAACUCUUUGUCUCUGUCGGAAAUAGAGAAACUUCUGGCGCUAAAUGAGCUCAGCUCGUCCACGCCGUGGCACCUCCAGCCCACCUGUGCUAUCAUUGGCGACGGCCUGAGGGAGGGCAUAGAGAAACUAUACGACAUGAUCAUCAAACGGAGGAAAAUGCUCAGACAGCAGAAAAAGAAAAGAUGAAAGCUUGUUGCAGUGGUCCACGGAGCGCAACAAUGUGGCGUAGUCCCGCCCCGUCAGUAUGUUGACGUUAACCAGGGUUAGGUCAGGAAACCUGGACCCGGCUGGUGUUAAAGCUACAUUCCAUCUUAAUUUCUAGUCGUGAAGAUCGCAGUGUGUCCGAGUUGUGUAAACACCAGGAGACCGUACCGUGCGCAUCGGCGGAACGCGUGUGAACGAUGAACUGUGAAUGUUUGCAAGGACGUGGAUGUUGGAAUAAUGCCUUUUAAGGAGGGCGGAUGCUCCUGUGACGCAGGCGGAGGAGAGAAAUUAGGACAUGUGACGUCCCCUGCGCCCCUACUCCCCCUCGUCUUGAUACUAUAAAAUAUCCGACAUUCCGAAUACAACAUCAUAGGUUUUUUUGGGGGGGGAGGGGUAAGAAAGGAGACAUCCAUGCUGAUCUUUUAAGACUUCUCCAUGCAGUGCAUGAAGGUUUUCAUUCUUCAUUUUUCUUGCCUUUUGUGUUUUAAUAUAUAUAUUUUUUUUAUUCUUUGACCUCACAUGACUAUGCAGUGCAUUAUGGACUAAAAACUAUGAAAUGCGUCUGCAGACACAGGGCCUGAUGUCGCAACUCGUAAAGUGUUGAGAUUGUAUAAUACUGAGUCACUUUGCAUAUAGUUUGGUUUACUUUUCUUUUGCGCUGGUUUUGAUUGUUUUAUACUGCAUUCACAUCCAUUCACAUGCAGAGUCCACUGGUUGGGGAACACUGAUAUAUAUAAAGCACCAGAGAUGGGUUAUAUCAGGGUUUCCCAACCAGGGUGCCUCCAGUUGUUGCAAAACUACAACUCCCAGCACACCCGGACAGCUGAAGGCUGGGAGUUGUAGUUUUGCAACAGCUAGAGGCACCCUGGUUGGGAAACACUGGGCUAUACACCAGGCAGUGUAUAGUGAUCUUAUAUACAGUGCAACGUUAUCAGUGUGCAGUGGUUUAAGAGUUCAGCUAUACUGAUGGGGCCGUAUCUACCAGUACAGCCUCGUCAGGUUCCUGCUAACAGCCGGAAAUUAUUUUGAUGCAGCUUUUGCUGUGACUAGAGUAAAUUCGAUUUGUCACGAACUUCUCGGCUCGGUAGUUGAUGACUUAUCCUGCAUUAAUUAGUUCAGCUUUCAGGUGGACUGGAAAAGGUGGAUACAGUCCUAGAAAAGAGUCUCCUAGGACUGUAUCCACCUUUUCCAGCCCACGGGAGCACCGGAAAGCUGAACUAAUUUAUGCAGGAUAAGGCAUCAACUGCUGAGCCGAGAAGUUCGUGACAAAUCAAAUUUACUGUAAGUUCGCUCAUCUGUAGCUGCGACCAUUGCAGACUGUAGAUGUAGUUUUGCAGCUGGUUGGGGGUACACUUGAUAUAUAAGGGUUAUCCUACUCCAAAGGCUGUCUUGGCAUGCUGGGGGUUGUAGUUUCACAACAUGUGGAGGCACCCUAGUUGGGAAACACUGCCGAAAGUUCAUGGCCUCAUAGCUUCGGUUGCGGUUUUAGAAGGUCUCUGAAAUUUGGUACAGAAGCACAGUGUCGCCACUAAGUCGUACUGUUCCGAAUUGAAUAUAUAUGAAUGAUAGUUUUGCCUGAGCAAAGUGUAAAGUUUGCUCCCCUAAAAGGUAGAGGUAAGGACUUUAUUAUGGUACAGUAAGCUCCACCCACAGUAGUCAGACUACUUAAACCAGUGUUAAACAACCAAGGUGCCCCCUGCUGUUGUAAAAAGUACAACUCCCAGCAUGACCAGACAGCCUUUGACUGUACGGGCAUGCUGGGAGUUGUAGUUUCACAACAGCUGGAGGCACCCUGGUUUUGGAACCACCGACCUAACAUGACAUAAAACAGGUGCAGGGAGAUGGGUCCCAUAACAGUAUUGUUUACAAUGAAACGCGUUUCGGAGAAAUCUUAUUUACGUAAGGACCCCGGUAACUAGUCAUUGGUGCGGUUCCUGCGGCUGCUCCACAACCUUCCAGCACUGGGUGACACCUCUCCUUACCUGUGUAUAGCGAGAGUGUCUUCACUCGGGGCCGACAGGGUGGGAAUUAUACCAACGACCAGUUACCCCCGGUUCUUUCUUUUUCAAAAUGUCCUUUCUGAAACACGUAAAUCAGUGUUCUGUGACCCUGCACCAAUUUCAUGCUGCCUGUGGUUUGGAUUUGGACAGCAUAAAACAGGGGACAGAUUAUCAAUUUUGAGUGUUUCCCUGUUCCCUGUCUUCCCUCCCCCCGGAACACUGUUUUUAUUACAGAAAUCACACGUUCAACUAUAGUAAUUUGGGCACGCACCCUACUAUUGGGUUUCGUUCCUGUGUACGUAAACAUUUUCGGCAGCCUGUUGCCAGUCAAUAUUCGGCUUUUAUUCAGGCCAGUAGGAGCCGUUUACAACUAUUAACAGGUAGAAGAGAACGGAGCGCUAUACUUGGAGAAUGGGCCUCAUAAGCCAUUAUUGAAGGAAAAAAAUAAUUUACCCUUUAAAUUUGAUAUUUUACCUCUUCUUGCUCUCUUCUAGGGGCAACCAGACCUAUAAGUAAAAAGAAAUGGUGCUAAUAACUUGCUUUGUGAUUGACCACCGUGUUGCCACUGUGUAAAAACGUUUUAAGAAAAUAGUGGCUGUAGAUAUUGGUUGGUGACACUGCCAGAUACCUCGGAUCAUAUUUAUCUUCACCAUGAUCUGACAGGGGUCUCCAAAUUGUGGAUCUCCAGCUGUUGCAAAACUACAACUCCCAGCAUGCCCGGAAAGCCCUUGGCUGUCCGGGCAUGCUGGGAGCUGUAGUUUUGCAACAGCUGGGGGGGCCACAGUGUAAAGACUACUGGUAUAAGGCAAAGAUCUUAAGCCUGUGCAAAUCUCACCCCCUGGAAGGAGAAGGUUCGGGACGUUGCACAAAGAAUGAGCCUAAUGACGGCAUUUGCCUCGGGCGGCUGGUCGGCGAGGGUGAUCUGUAGUUAUUUCUAUUUGUAAGUUUCUUGCCCAUCAAAAGGGCAUUGACCAGUCUUUUUGGAGAUUGGGCUGACACCAGAGAACACUAGCCAAUACUGUCAGUUUCUACAUCCCAUCAUUUCUUAUGACCGGACGCAAACAAUAAUUUUUUAUUUUUUUAAUUUCCAAAAUUGUUAAAAACACAAAAGCGCACAAAACGUACCAUGCUAUUUAAUGCACAAUAUUUAUUUAUGUAACUGAUUGAAUAAAGUUCUAAUAUUUCUUCACAAUCAAUUAAAAUCUUUACAUUUUGUUCACCAGAACUGUAUGAAAUAAAGUUUUCUUUGAAUUAUAGAAUGUGCAUAACGGCCCCCUAGGCCUUGUUUGUGUAUGUGUGUCAGCCGCUCAGCCCUUAGCAACCAAUCCGUGUCCUAGUUUCAUUUUUGAGUCGAGGUUGAAAUCUGGUUGCUAUGGGUAACAUGGUCAUUAUUUUUCUAGCUCUCACUAGCUGCAAUAAAAAA